Molecule: messenger RNA, 2695 nt
Organism: Camellia sinensis
Lineage: Eukaryota; Viridiplantae; Streptophyta; Magnoliopsida; Ericales; Theaceae
Product: subtilisin-like protease SBT1.6
Biological process (GO): proteolysis
Molecular function (GO): serine-type endopeptidase activity
Source: RefSeq, a predicted model, not a curated record
GCAGUUACUCAUCACUCUCACUCCUCUACUCUACUCUCUCUCUGUCUGUCUCUCUCUCUCUCAUGGCUCUGCUUAUCCACAAACCCAGUCUCCUCUCACUCCUCUUCUUCAUCUUCAUUUUCAUCUUCAGCACCACCAUAACUGUUUCAUCUGAUCAGACGGUGAAAACCUACAUCUUCCGAGUCGAUAGGUUUGCUAAACCGUCCAUCUUCCCAACCCACUACCACUGGUACACCUCUGAGUUCACCGACCCAGUAAACAUCCUUCACGUGUACGACACAGUCUUCCAUGGCUUCUCUGCUGUUCUCACUACUUCUCAAGCCGGUUACGUCCUUCAACACCCUUCUAUUCUGGCCACGUUCGAAGAUCGCCGGAGACAACUCCACACAACUCGGUCACCCCAAUUUCUCGGCCUGAGAAACCAGCGAGGUCUCUGGUCCGAAUCCGAUUAUGGGUCCGAUGUGAUUAUUGGGUUGUUUGAUACUGGAAUUUGGCCUGAGCGAAGAAGCUUUUCGGAUCUGAAUCUCGGCCCUGUUCCGAGUCGGUGGAAAGGGGUUUGUCAGAUCGGAGAUAAAUUCAGUUCGAGGAGUUGUAAUAGGAAGAUUGUUGGAGCGAGAUUCUUCUCCAAAGGUCAUGAUGCUGCGGGGAUGAUCGGUGGCGGAGGAAUCAACGACACGGUUGAGUUUCAAUCGCCGAGAGACGCCGACGGACAUGGGACUCACACGGCUUCCACCGCCGCCGGAAGGUACACUUUUAAGGCGAGUAUGGCUGGUUAUGCUGCCGGUGUAGCCAAAGGGGUUGCUCCCAAAGCUCGGUUGGCAGUGUACAAAGUCUGCUGGAAAAAUUCUGGAUGUUUCGAUUCAGAUAUUUUGGCCGCCUUCGACGCCGCCGUGAACGACGGCGUGGAUGUCAUCUCGAUCUCGAUCGGGGGCGGCAACGGUAUUUCAUCGCCGUAUUAUCUCGAUCCAAUCGCUAUUGGGGCUUACGGAGCGGUUUCGCGAGGCGUUUUUGUGUCAUCCUCUGCGGGAAAUGACGGGCCUAAUGUGAUGUCCGUGACGAACCUCGCUCCAUGGCUGACCACUGUCGGAGCGGGCACAAUUGAUCGGAAUUUCCCCGCGGAUGUAGUCCUUGGGGACGGAAGAAAGCUGUCCGGCGUAUCAUUAUACGCGGGACAGCCUUUGAAUGGACAAAUGUAUCCUUUGGUUUAUCCCGGUAAAUCAGGGAUACUCUCUGAUUCGCUCUGUAUGGAAAAUUCACUCGACCCGAAUCUUGUGAGGGGCAAAAUUGUCAUAUGCGAUCGCGGAAGUAGUCCUCGGGUAGCGAAAGGACUGGUGGUGAAGAAAGCCGGUGGCGUGGGAAUGAUCCUCGCCAACGGGGCCUCCAAUGGUGAGGGCUUAGUUGGCGACGCUCAUCUUGUUCCGGCUUGUGCAGUCGGAGCAGAUGAAGGUGACCAAAUUAAGUCCUACGUUUCAUCAUCUCCCACCGCAACAGCAACAAUCAACUUCAGAGGAACCAUAAUUGGGAUCAAACCUGCACCCGUGGUGGCUUCCUUCUCCGGCAGGGGACCCAACGGGUUAAACCCCGAAAUCCUAAAACCCGACUUGAUUGCUCCCGGUGUCAACAUUUUAGCCGCUUGGACCGAUGCGGUUGGCCCGACUGGUCUGGAUUCCGAUAUCCGAAAAACCGAAUUCAAUAUCUUAUCGGGUACUUCCAUGGCUUGUCCGCAUGUUAGUGGAGCUGCGGCUUUACUUAAAUCCGCACACCCGGAUUGGAGCCCGGCGGCGAUUCGGUCCGCCAUGAUGACGACAGCGAGCAUAUCGGACAAUCGGUUCCAACCCAUGAUCGAUGAAGCCACUACCAAACUAUCCACUCCUUAUGAAUUCGGGUCUGGACAUCUCAAUCUAGAUCUCGCCAUGGAUCCGGGUCUUGUUUAUGAUAUAACAAACGAUGAUUAUGUGAGCUUUUUGUGCUCGGUUGGGUAUGGACCCAAGACAAUUCAGGUGAUCACACGAUCACCAGUGAAUUGUCCAAGGAAGAGGCCAUCGCCGGAGAAUCUGAACUACCCUUCGAUUGCGGCAUUGUUUUCGAGCUCACCUUCGGGUGUUUCGAGCAAGACAUUUAUUCGGACGGCUACGAAUGUGGGGCCGGUGAAUUCAGUUUACGGAGUGAAGGUUGAGUCGCCCAAGGGGGUGACGGUGACGGUGAAACCACCGAAGAUGGUGUUUUCGGAGAGAGUGAGCAGGGUGAGGUAUGCUGUGACUGUGACUGUAGAUAGGAAGAAUUUGGUGUUGGAUGAUUCGGGUGCUGCAUACGGGUCGGUUUCUUGGUUGGAUGGGAAACAUGUGGUUCGGAGCCCCAUAGUGGUUACCCAAAUGGAUCCGUUGUAGUUGUUAUGGAUCUGGUGGUGUUUGAUCGAGAUCAGACGGUAGAUAGGUGGGUAGGUAUCUGAUGGGAUGAGUUUGAAUAGUGAGAUAGGCUGCAGUGUAUGGUAGCGUAACUUUGCUACAAAUAGUAGUAUUUUUAUUUUUUCCUUUUUGGGUGUGAAAAAGGGUAGGAUUAUAACUGGAGGUGUGUUGUAAUAUUUUCACUUUAGUCUUUUUUGUUUUGCUUUUUUGUUUUGUUUUUGUUUUUUUUAUUUUUAAUUUUAAGCUUAUAAUGUAUAAUGCAUCUAUAGAUUAUAGACUUUUGAAGCUCA